CAAUCCGGAAGCGUGGCGCAGUUUUGAACGUGGACGACGGGUGGAGUAGCAGUAACCUCUUAGAUCUGCGAGGUGAUCAGUCUGCGUUCUAUGUUGAAGAUGUGGCGUGUAAAAAAAUUGUCGCCUUCUCCCCAACCGGGAAAACCAGCUAUGAGAACUCCUCUCCAAGAACUUAACCUGCAGCGCGGUGCCCUCACCGGCUCUGGAAAAAAGCCUCAGACAGGCUACUCGCUGACCCCAUCGCUGUGCAAACUGGGGCUGCAGGACCAGCAACCCUGCAAGUGGCAGAAGGAGGACAACAAUAACUCAUCUUUGGUGGAUUUUGAAAAUGCUAAGAUGACAGACUCCUCCCCAUCAGAACAGUUCAUCCAUCCUUCAGAGUGGCUAGAAACUUGUCAACGUGAAUCAGAUGAGCAGCCCCUACAACUGAUUCCCCAAAACAACUCUACUCCUAAAACAUCUGAGGAAGCAGUAGAUCCACUGGACAACAAUAUGGUUAAAACCACAGUCUGCGUAUCCUCUCCAGGAGGGCAGCAGCAAGACAUUACACUUGAGGCCUAUUUGAAUACCAAGGCAGAGACAAACGGUUUCUCUCUAGGUGAACCUUUGAGACCAGGUGAGCUGCUGGGAAAGGAGGUGGAACCCUGCAUGGAAGACGCCUUUUCAGAAGUUGUUCCUGCUGUGCUUGAGAAACUUACAUUUCAGGAUCUUCCAUCCCAUCUCUUGGAGUACCCACCAAAUCCUUGUUCCGAGCAGCAGCUACAGUGCUCCAAGGAAAGCCUGACAGGCAGUAGAACUGAGGCUGUGCCUGAGGACUUGGUGUCUUCUGAUAGUAAUAAUGCCUUCUUGCCUUCUUCCAUGUUCUGUCUUCCCUCUUCAACUUCCUUAGCAGCAGAUUUCCCUGUCAGUCAUGUGGACUCAGGGGAGGAAAUUGAAAUAGUAGAGCACAGAGUUAUUGAGGAAAGAGAAAUGAGCUUUUCCACAUUCCCUGAGGAGGCUGAGUUGGGAGAUAAAGCAUUUGUCUCCAAUAUGGAAAAUAUUCCAUCCACAUGCCUGACCCCAAAUCCAGGAGAAAUGGAGUCCCAGGCAGCUCCAGGCCCAGCAGUAGAAGAUGCUGGUAGGAUUCUCAUCUCUGAUGCAGAGCCUUGGAUGUCCCCACUGGCCUGGCUGGAAAGAGGUUUAAAUACCUCAGUCAUGUUGGAAAAUCUCCGCCAGAGCUUAUCCCUUCCCUCUGCGCUUCGGGAUGCUGCAAGUGGCACUACUCCUUUCCCUACUUGCUCGGUGGGGACUUGGUUUACUCCCCCAGCACCACCACAGGAAAAGAGUACAAACACAUCCCAGACAGGCCCAGUGGGCAGCAAGGACAGUACUUCCGAGGGAGACCAUCUCCUGUGGGGCCAUCCUCCAGAUCUGACUGCCUUAUCUCGACAUGACCUAGAAGAUACCCUGAUGAACUCUCUUGUCAUUCUGGAGGGUCUCUCCCGCCAUCUGCGGAAUUGGAAGAGCCAGCUAACUACCCCUCACCCAGAAGUUCAGGACAGUAGCACACAGACUGACACAACUGACAUCUCUCUCAGUGGGGUAAGUAAGAAACCUCAGCAUCUUCGAAAGACCCAAGAGAUUGGACAGACUCUGCAGCAGACCAAGAAUGUUAUGCAAUCAUGGGUGCUGGUCUCCAAAGAGCUGGUAUCCUUGCUUCACCUAUCUCUGUUGUACUUAGAGGAAGAUAGAACUACUGUGAAUCAGGAGUCUCAGCGUGCAGAAACCUUGGUCUCCUGCUGUUUUGACAUGUUGAAGAAAUUGAGGGCAAGGCUCCAGAGCCUUAAAACAGAAAGGGAGGAGGCAAAGCACAGAGAGGAAAUGGCUCUCAGAAGCAAGGAUGCGGCAGAAACAGUGCUAGAGGCUUUCUGUGCACAUGCCAGUCAGCGCAUCAGCCAGCUGGAACAGGACCUGGCAUCCAUGGGAGACUUCAGAGGACUCUUGAAGGAAACCCAGACCCAACUGGUAGGUCUUCAUAUUAAUCAAGAAGAGUUGGCUCAGCAGGCAGUGAGUCUUACUUCAAUCUUGCAACAGGAUUGGACAUCCAUGCAACUGGAUUAUAUAACAUGGACAGCUUUGCUGAGCCGGUCUCGACAACUCACAGAAAAACUCACAGCCAAGAGCCGGCAGACCCUACAGGAACGUGAUGCUGCAAUUGAGGAAAAGCAGCAGGUUUCCAGGGAGCUGGAGCAAGUCUCUACCCAGUUACAGGACUGCAAAGGCCAAAUAGAACAAUUGGAGUUGGAAAACAAUCGCCUGGCAACAGAUCUCCAGGCUCAGCUGCAGAUUUUGGCCAGCAUGCAGAGUCAGCUAAAAGAGCUACAGAGUCAGCAUGCCCACUGUACCCAGGACCUGGCCACGAAGGAUGAGUUGCUCUGCCAGCUUACCCAGAGCAAUGAAGAGCAGGCUACUCAAUGGAAAAAGGAAGAGAUGGCACUAAAACACAUGCAAGCAGAGCUGCAGCAACAACAUGCUGUCCUGGCCAAGGAGGUGCAGGACCUGAAGGAGACCCUGGAGUUUGCAGACCAAGAGAAUCAGGUAGCUCACUUGGAGCUGGGCCAGGUUGAGUGUCAGUUGAAAACCACACUGGAAGUGCUCCGGGAGCGCAGCCUGCAGUGUGAGGAUCUCAAGGACACUGUAGAGAACCUGAAGGCUGAACUGGCUAGCACCAUAGCAGAGAACGAGGAGAAAGAACUGGAGAAGAGACACCAGUAUGCCCGGGAGCUCAGGGUGCUGACUAAGCAACUACAGAGCCUGACCCUCUUCCUACAGACAAAACUAAAGGAGAAGGCUGAGCCGGAGAUCCUCCUAAAAAGCACAGCCUGUGUUUCUGCCCAGGAACACUCUCCGCCCUCCAACAGCACCUUCUUGGGAAACAUCUUGACAGUAACAGCAGACAAAGAGUCAGAAUCAGUUCCUGUGUCCUUGCUUGGAAGUGACAAGAGUGCUUUCACCCGAGUUGCAUCAAUGGUUUCCUUUCAGCCUUCAGAGAUCCCAGGCAUGGAGAAGAGCCUGGAAGAAAUGAGUACUACGACUCUGGAGCUUCAGAGCCUAUGUUCCCUGCUGCAAGAGUCUAAAGAAGAAGCCGUCAGAGCUCUGCAGCAAAAGAUUUGUGAUCUGCAGGCUAGGCUGCAGGCCCAGGAAGAAGAGCAUCAGGAAGCCCAGAAGGCAAAGGAAGCAGACAUAGAGAAGCUGAACCAGGCCUUGUGCUUGCGCUACAAGAAUGAAAAGGAGCUCCAGGAAGUGAUACAGCAGCAGAACGAGAAGAUUCUAGAGCAGAUUGACAAGAGUGGCGAGCUCAUUAGUCUUAGAGAGGAGGUGACUCAGCUCACUCGCUCACUUCGGCGUGCGGAGACAGAGACGAAGGUGCUCCAAGAGACUCUGGCAGGCCAGCUGGACCCCAACUGUCAGCCCAUGGCCACUAACUGGAUCCAGGAGAAAGUGUGGCUCUCCCAGGAGGUAGACAAACUAAGAGUGAUGUUCCUGGAGAUGAAAAAUGAGAAGGCAAAACUCAUGGUCAAGUUCCAAAGCCAUAGAAACAUCCUGGAAGAGAAUCUUCGGCGCUCUGACAAGGAGUUAAAGAAACUAGAUGAUAUUGUUCAGCAUAUUUAUGAGACUCUGCUGUCCAUCCCAGAGGUUGUGAGGGGUUGCAAGGAGCUGCAGGGACUACUGGAAUUUCUGAGCUAAGAAACUAAAAGCUGGAUCUGUUUUACCCCUCUUUACCUGCAAAAUUUUCUUACCCCAACACCAGGACCAAUUGGCAUAGAGCCAGCUAGGUUUAAUGCUAUUUAAAUAAAGUAUAUUUAAUGU
Molecule: messenger RNA, 3849 nt
Organism: Artibeus jamaicensis (Jamaican fruit-eating bat)
Lineage: Eukaryota; Metazoa; Chordata; Mammalia; Chiroptera; Phyllostomidae
Gene: SPAG5
Product: sperm associated antigen 5
Exons: 25
Coding region: 91-3726 (1211 amino acids)
Biological process (GO): cell division; regulation of attachment of spindle microtubules to kinetochore
Source: RefSeq, a predicted model, not a curated record